Molecule: messenger RNA, 1344 nt
Organism: Telopea speciosissima
Lineage: Eukaryota; Viridiplantae; Streptophyta; Magnoliopsida; Proteales; Proteaceae
Product: NAP1-related protein 2
Exons: 10
Coding region: 157-966 (269 amino acids)
Biological process (GO): nucleosome assembly
Cellular component (GO): nucleus; chromatin
Molecular function (GO): chromatin binding; histone binding
Source: RefSeq, a predicted model, not a curated record
CCCCUCAGAAACCCCUUAGCCGGUUUGUCUCCCAGCUCCAGGGACCUCAACCCUCACUUCAUUUUUCUUCUUUCCAUCUACUGUUACUCUUCCAGGCAUUGGCCGCUGCUUGAGAAAAAUCAGUUUUGAGAAGAUCAGAAGAACGCUAGGUUGAAAAUGGUUGCUGACAAAGCAAAGAAACUGAAGGGCGCAGAGAAAGGUGAGGAGGAAGAUUCAGAUCACAUUGAUGGGGAGCUAGUUCUGUCCAUCGAGAAGUUGCAGGAGAUACAGGACGAGCUCGAGAAGGUUAAUGAGGAAGCAAGUGACAAAGUCUUGGAAGUCGAGCAAAAGUACAACGAGAUACGUAGGCCUGUCUAUGAGAAGCGGAAUGCAAUCAUCAAAUCUAUUCCUGAUUUUUGGUUGACUGCUUUUUUAAGUCACCCUGCACUUGGUGACCUUUUGAGCGAGGAAGACCAGAAGGUUUUUAAGUACUUAAGCUCUCUCGACGUAGAAGAUUUUAAAGAUGUGAAAUCAGGGUACUCUAUUACUUUUAACUUCAAUCCAAACCCGCAUUUUGAAGACACAAAACUUACGAAGACUUUUACCUUCUUCGAUGAAGGAACAACUAAAAUAACUGGUACAACAAUAAAGUGGAAAGAGGGCAUGGAUAUUGCUAAUGGAGGUAAUCAUGAGAAGAAAGGGACCAAGAGGCCUCUUGCUGAAGAAAGCUUCUUUAGCUGGUUUAGUGAAACUCAACAAAAAGACAUUUCAGAGGGAAUUCAUGAUGAGGUGGCUGAGAUAAUCAAGGAAGAUUUAUGGCCCAACCCUCUCAAAUAUUUUAACAAUGAGGCUGAUGAAGAGGAUUUUGAUGGAGAUGAAGAUGACGAAGAGUUAAAGGGUGUUGAUGGCUUCGAAGAGGAAGACGACGAUGAACAAGAUGAUGAUGAUGAUGAUGAUGAGGAAGGUGGUGGCGAGGAAGAAAGCUAAUUGUUUUUAGACAACAAUGUCUUUAAUAUCACUGCUUUUGGUCAUGGCUUAGUUGAAGUUUAAUGAUGGUUGCAGAAGGGCCAGGUGACAGGAUGGUGGCCCUUUUGUUGUCUUUGAUGGCGAUCUUCUACUUUGUAUGACUGCUACCAUUGCGUCUUAGGAAGUUGCUGUCUUCUUUAUUCUUUUUGCCCUCUUCAUUGGGCUUCUUACGUGCAGUGGGGUUAGGUUACAGAGGUUUUUCAUUAGCUUUACUUGAGGGGACUUUGGUGAUGAAAUAGUAGAAUUUUGUUUUGGAUCUUAUGUGCCUCUAAUUCUGGAAUCUACAAAUUGGUUAUUUAUAUAAUGAGUUAUGCGGGAAUUAAAGGCAAUAAUUCUUGA